AUGUCAAAAGUUAUUCAGUUUCGCAUAAGGGGGGGCAGGAUACGGAGCUCACAUCAUGUAUUAUAUACUAAAAAACUUACUUUUGGAUUUUGCCUUCUUAAUGUUAUAGGUUUUGUUAUUCGGGGAAAGAGAAUCCUGACAAAUGCUCAUGUUGUGGCUGAUCAUACAUUUGUACUUGUACGAAAGCAUGGUUCUCCAACCAAGUAUAGAGCAACAGUUCAGGCUGCUGGUCAUGAAUGUGACUUGGCUAUUCUAGUGGUAGAAAGUGAAGAAUUUUGGGAGGGCAUGAACUCUUUGGAGCUUGGUGAUGUUCCCUUUCUCCAAGAAGCCGUGUCCGUUGUUGGUUAUCCUCAAGGGGGAGACAAUAUAUCUGUUACGAGAGGUGUUGUCUCAAGGGUUGAACCUGCAAAAUAUGUACGUGGUGCUAGUCAGCUAUUGGCAAUACAAAUUGAUGCGGCUAUAAAUCCAGGAAAUAGUGGAGGACCAGCAAUCAUGGGUGAUAAAAUUGCUGGAGUUGCUUUCCAAAACCUUUUGGGUGCAGAGAAUAUUGGCUACAUUAUUCCUGUUCCUGUUAUAAAGCAUUUUAUAGCUGGCGUAGAAGAACAUGGUGAAUACGUUGGGUUUUGCUCUCUAGGCUUGUCAUGCCAACGUAUUGAAAAUGCACAAAUUCGAGAAUACUUCCAAAUGCAGUCCAAAUUGACAGGUGUGCUUGUUAGUGGAAUCAACCCACUUUCUGAUGCUUCUAGAGUAUUUAAGAAAGACGAUAUAAUCCUCUCAUUUGAUGGUGUACCCAUAGCAAAUGAUAGAACAGUUCCUUUCCGAAACAGAGAGAGAAUCACAUUUGACCAUCUCGUAUCUAUGAAGAAACCAAAUGAAACUGCUGAACUUAAAGUCUUGAGGAAUGGUGAAGUGCAUGACUUCAAGAUCACGCUUCAUACUUUGCAACCACUUGUUCCAGUUCAUCAAUUUGACAAGCUCCCUAGUUAUUUCAUUUUUGCUGGCCUCGUCUUUGUUCCAUUAACUCAACCAUUCCUUAACGAGUAUGGAGAAGACUGGUAUAAUAUCUCGCCCCGUCGGAGUCGGUUGUGUGCACGAGCACCUCGGGGACUGCGUAAGAAACCUGGCGAACAAUUCAUCAUCCUUUCACGGGUGUUGAUGGAUGAUGUUAAUGCUGGUUAUCAGCGCCUUGCCGAGUCACAGGUGAAGAAGGUUAAUGGUGUACAAGUUUUGAAUCUGAAACAUUUACGUCAGCUUGUGGAAGAUGGUAACAAAAAUUAUGUGAGAUUUGAUUUGGAUGGUGAGAGGGUGAUUGUUUUGGAUCAUGAAUUGGCAAGAAUAGCCACACUGCGUAUAUUGAAACGCCAUAAAAUACCUCAUGUCAUGUCUAGCGACCUUACUGAUGAUCAAGAUGCAGCUGAACUUCAGUCGGCUUGCUCAACCUAAUUUUUGUAUUACAAGCAAAAUUCUCUGUAGUGGUGUCAUUUGUCCGAAUAUUUUUUUGUUAUAGCGAAUGUUGUUAUAGAGAAA
Molecule: messenger RNA, 1527 nt
Organism: Lycium ferocissimum
Lineage: Eukaryota; Viridiplantae; Streptophyta; Magnoliopsida; Solanales; Solanaceae
Product: protease Do-like 10, mitochondrial
Exons: 8
Coding region: 1-1443 (480 amino acids)
Biological process (GO): proteolysis
Molecular function (GO): serine-type endopeptidase activity; protein binding
Source: RefSeq, a predicted model, not a curated record